This is a messenger RNA of Lytechinus variegatus (green sea urchin), 5711 nucleotides long. Its product is annotated as sushi, von Willebrand factor type A, EGF and pentraxin domain-containing protein 1-like. The transcript is spliced from 30 exons. The coding region runs from base 69 to 5549 and encodes 1826 amino acids. Gene Ontology annotation, molecular function: protein binding. The record is from RefSeq and is a predicted model, not a curated record. NCBI's taxonomy places the organism in Eukaryota, Metazoa, Echinodermata, Echinoidea, Temnopleuroida, Toxopneustidae.
CUCUUUCUUUUAUGCUUUUAGAGGAAUAAUAAAUAUGGAAGUUAGUGUUGGUUAGAGAGCAACGAAUAAUGGAGGGAAAGAGUUUUCAGUGUCUGGCCCUGUUUGCAGGGCUUUUCCUCUGUCUUUUACACUGUAAAGGUGUGUUAUCGACGUGCGACGACAUCGAUAUGAUUGACUUUGCGGAAAUCACCUAUCCAAGUUCGGCACCCCAUCCUGCGGGGACUGUGGCGAACAUUUCUUGCAGUUUGUUUUAUCAGAUUGUGCCGAAUAAUUUUAAGAAUACAACAUGCAUCAAUGGGUCGUGGUCCGGAAGAUUGCCCCGAUGUAGACAUCGUCCGGAAUAUUGUAAUCGUCAUGAGGGACUCAUUCGAAUCCAGAGGAAGGAAUGUCAAACCCCGAGAUGUAACAACAAUCGCCAGAGGAGAGCUUGCCCGGUUAACAAACGAUGUGUAUGUGACGGAGUGUGCGGAUGGACAUGCCUCCCAAUAUAUGAGGAUAAUUUCUGCCCAGAGGUUGCUGAAGUAGAAGGGGUCCUGGUCACCUAUGAUCCCCCCGAACGUCGUUUCCAGGGCAAAGCCUAUUUCUCCUGCAGGGAGGGCUACACCCCAAAUGAGUCUGGAAGUGAAAGACUACGUUGCAUGAGCAACAGAAAUUGGGGUGGAGGAAACCAAUUCAUCUGCAUCCCAAAUUCUAUCUGUGGAGACCCACCCACCGUGGAUAAUGCCUCAUUACAGCCGAGCAACAAGCAUUUCUUCUUGCCCGGUGAUACCCGUUCAUAUGUUUGCGAUUCUGGUUACUCUAUCCGCGGCUCUCGAGAAAUCACCUGUGGUGCAGACUAUGAGUGGUCGGAACCAGCAUUCACCUGCACACCUCGUUCGUGUGGCUACCCGGGAAGACUACCCAAUGCCGAUCUCACCACUCGGGUUUACCAGUACAGGAGUCGGGCAGUGUAUGUGUGUCGGGAAGGAUACGAGAACCCACCUUACACCCUUAACUAUAGAACCUGCCUUGAAAACGGGGAGUGGUCUCGUAUAUUACCAACUUGUGAACCUGUUCGGUGCCCAGAGAUACUGGGAAUAGCCAAUGGUGCAGUGGAUAGCUGGGGUAAUACCUUUGAGAGCCAGGUCAGGUUUGAGUGUAAUGAGGGAUACCGCCUUGAUGGAAGUCAGAGAAGGGUUUGUCAAGGAGAUAAAACAUGGAGUGGAACAGAAACUGUGUGUACAGAAGUUAUAUGUGAAGACCAAGGAACUCUCAUUAAUGGCUACAAGACGAAUGAGAAACCUGUGUACCGUCUGAAUGAUGUGAUUUACUAUCACUGCAAUGACGGGUUUACACGGGAUGGGGAACCGCUCAGCUAUUGCACCGAGUCAGGAUACUGGCAAUACUCAAUGCCUGUGUGUGGAGAAUCAUGCACAGUUCCUCAUCACCCACGAGAUGGAUGGUGGACGAACUCAGAACCAGGAAGUAUUGUAACCCACAACACCAGACUUGAGUUAAGCUGCCGCAACUGGAGAUUCACAAAAAGACCAAACAAUGUAAGGUGUAACGAUGGAGAAUGGUCUGAUAGUGAUGCAGUACGUCUUUGUAAAGGAAGACCAUGUGGCAUGAGGGGGUCUAAUGAUAUGGCUUUGAAUAUAGCAUAUGAUCCACCCAUCUCCGAUGAGGACCGCUCUUCCCAUCAGAUUCCACAUGACACAAGAGUACAAUUUGAAUGUGAUCGGGGCUAUGGUCUGAAUGGAAAUCAAGAGAUAAGAUGCUGGCAUGGGAGUUAUGGGUAUGGUUCAAGUGUGCCCACAUGUUCACCGGUUCCAUGCCAAGAGGAUCGUGUAUCCCAUGGAAAAUUUGUUUACACAUCCCCUAGCCAAGAAUUGAAACGAUCAAAUCCUCAUCAUGGAGACACCCGGCGCCUUGAUUGCAGGAAUGGUUACAGACCAAGGGGCUUCACUCAGAGUCGAUGUGACGAUGGUCAAUGGGACAAUAACGGAAGUCAAGAUUUCAGAUGUGAGCCAAAGCCAUGUGAACCUCUGGAAAAUGUGAUGAACAAUGAAACUAUAAGCUACAGCACAGUCCGGGAAAAUGGGAAAUACUUGCAUGGGACUGUGCUAACGGUCCGUUGUAACACAGACUACGUUCCUGCUUACGGCAACGGAACUGUGACCUGCAAUGCAUCCAGAUGGUGGCCAGUCAUUCCUACCUGUCUACAUUCAAGGAACAAGAUAAAAGAAUCGGUUUCCUCUCAAACUCCAAGCAGGCGUGGUGGUUUUAUAGAAAGUGCAUGGCUGGCAAGGGAUGGCCAUAAGAAUAGUGGGGAAGAAUAUUGCUCAAGGACCAGGGUGACCAAAAACCCGUGGUGGAAAACUGUAAUGGAUGUCGUCUACAACCUGACCUUGGUGAAAAUAUACAACCGCCUCGAUAGAGAAGAUCACAGAUAUGAUUUAGUGGGUGCGGAGGUGAGAAUAGGGGUACAUGAAGAUUACUCAAGAAACCAGCUGUGUGGAGACCCAAUAACACAUCAACAAGUUGCGGACAGUAACGAAGGAAACCAUGGUAUUGCAAUAAGAUGCGUGAGAAAUGGCUCUGCUGGUAUCUAUGGGAGUGUUGUCAGUGUGCAUAUUCCAACUGGGCCAGGCGAGGAACGGGAGCUCAGCCUAUGUGAAGUUGAGGUAUAUGAAGAAGGAAGUUCUAUAUCAGUUCAUGGUCCCAGGAACGGAUCACGGGUGGGGUGCAUUGUUCCCGAUGUGGAGAAUGCUGAUAUAUCUAACAUCGGGAUUGCAAAGCAGCAGGUUGUUUUGGCUGGUACCUCCGUCCGAAUUUCAUGUCAUGCUGGUCACACCCUCAGAGGUUCAGUCAGAGGUUCAGACGACUCCAUGAAUGUUGAUCUUCGCUGUCUUGACAGUUCAUCUUGGGAUAAAAGUGAACCUGUUUGUGAGCAACAAUCCUGCACUGUUGAUCGGCUAAAUUAUGGCGGAUUUCCUGACCGGAAAAUCAAUUACAUCCACGGUGAAAACAUUACUUUCUCUUGUCAUGAUGGGUAUGAGAAAGAACAUGAUAGGUAUUGGUGUGACAAAGGUUCAGCGAUCCCACGCAAUCCUAGAUGUAUUCCAGCCUCCUGCACUGUAGGAAACCUACCAGAUCACAUGAUACCUUCUCAGUCUCGCUUUCCUCAUGGUGUCCGUCUCAACAUAUCAUGUGAAUAUGGGUAUCAGCUUAGUAGUACAGAUAGAAGCCUGCCAACAUGCAGCUGGGGUAACUGGAAUAGACACUUACCUGUAACAUGUGAGAGAGUGCCAUGCGAGGAUCCCGUUAGGAGUUCAUACAGCUCUAUUACAUUACUACCAGGGGAGGUACAGAGCUAUGUCCAUGGUGCCAGAGUCCGGUAUGACUGCAACGAAGGCUGGGAGAUUGAGGGGCUUGAUGAACGAGAGUGUGAUAAUGGACAAUGGACAGGAUCUACCCCACAGUGCAGAGCAAUAGCCCCUCCGCGAUGCAAUAUCCCUGAGAGAUUAAAUGGAGAACGAUAUAAUAUUCUUGGUUAUCUCGGAAACAUCAAUGAGGGGUUGCCGAUUGGUGGAGAAGUAGAGAUCUCCGUCGGAUGUAAUCCAGGCUAUUACGCUCAGCGUCGUGUUGAUACAAGAUGCUUAGACGGAGGAGUAUGGUCACUUCCUGUACCAGUAUGCGUAAGAAUGGAAAGGCUGUGUUCAAAACCUGGUUUUAUUUCUCACGUUCGUCAGUACGUGAACGGAGAUGAGACAAAGGAACUUGUCUUCUACCCUCACAACGAGAUACCCGAAGGAACGUUUUUAGUGUCUCAUUGCUCCCCACCAGGAGAGUAUGUAUUGCGUGGUAGCGCUAAUAGAACAUGUGUGGAUGGACAGUGGUCAGGACAGGAGCCAAGUUGUGUUCUUGCAGAUACCAGAAUAAUCUUUCAAAACAACCAACCUCUUGGAGUCAGGAGCGAUGGAACAAUCAUCAUCUUUCCACGCAGUCGGCUAUAUAUCCAGUGCCGCCUGCCUUUUGACAGCAAUAAAGCAGCAAAACUUGUAUCGGAAGGGGGACAGUCUGGAAGAUAUUGGAAUAGUCAUCCUUUGACUACAAUGAUAAUGUCUCUAAACCCACCACACCGCUCACACUCUGGACGGUUUACUUGCCGAUCUGAAGACGGUACUCUCUCUCACAGCAUCAAUAUUCAGUUCACCGAGAUAUAUUGUGCCCCGCCUCAAACUCCAGCCAAUGGCGGGUACCUUGAUUAUGGCUUUCACGCAAUUGAAGGUCACUACAUGGGACAAACUAUCACGUAUACCUGUAACGAUGGCUACGUUCUUCAUGGGCAAAGGAGGAUUACCUGCGUACUUGGAGAGUGGUCACAUCCUGCUCCAACAUGCCAAAGAGCAGCUUGUGAAGAAUUACAUGCACCAGACCAUGGCAUGAUAGUAGGGGGCUACAGAGUAGGUGAUUCUGUUUUGAUAGGAUGCAACAGAGGAUACAGAUUAGAAGGAGAAAAUUUCUUGGACUGUCUAGAAACUGGAGAAUGGUCCCAUCCUAUGUCUGUCUGUGUUGAAACCCCUCAGCCAGUGCGUCCUUGUGAUUUGGUCAACUGUGAGGUGUGGCAAACGUGUGAGACAGACAUUAAUGGUGUUGGCGAGUGUCUAUGCAUCAGCCCCCGUGAAUGCCCUGAAACUGAGGAACCUUCUGUGGUUUGUGGGACGGACGGACAGAACUAUACAAACCUUUGCCAACUCAAAGCCUAUGCAUGUCAACGCGGGUCUGGCGUAGAGGUAGCGUCCAAUAGUACAUCCUGCAUAAUUGGUGUACCUGAGCGUGUGCCACUAACAUCCGCUCCAGUUGUGUAUGAGCUACCAAGCAUGCCCUCGUCCUUUGACAUCAGUGUGGAUUCUGGCCCGUCUUUUCCCGAAGAAACUCAACCUGCUGUUGAAGAAACCGAGGCAAACGCACCCCACUCAUUCUGUCAUGCCAGCGAUUGCCCAGCCAUCCCAGGAACUGAAUUUUGCCGGAAUGCAACCGCAAUUGUUACUGCUUAUCCUGAUCAAUGGGAUGACCAGAAUGGAAUAAUGACAAUUGAAAUCUAUGAAGUGAUUACAGGAGAUCUUCCAUCUUGGACACAAGGAUCUUACCAAGAAGUUCAUCUGGACGUUGAGGAUUCAUCGAUAGGGGAUUGUGUUUGCCCGUCCUUUGAAUCAUCAGACCCUGUUAUCAUCCGCUUCACUCAAAACCUGACCCAGGAUGGAAUCCCAUGGCUGCUAAACACGGACAUCGUUCUCCUUUAUUCUCAACAAUUAUCUGAUGAUAUAGCAGAAUGCUUGCAAGAGCUUGAACGCGAACCAACCCCUGAAGUACCACAAGGUGACCAAAGUAGUAGCUUCUUGAGUUACAAUGAACAGGGCCCACCCGCAGCGGAUGGUGACCCACCGUCAGUGGACGGUGGUCAAACGUCAUCAGACUCGGCGGUCAUCACUACCACGGCUAGCGUCAGCAGAGAAAGCGUUGCUUCCCCAACUGCUUCUUCGGAAUCCUCCUGGGACAUGGUAUGAGAUUCUGUAAAUGAAGACGGCUCUCCUUUAUCCUUUAUUUUCUCAAUCCCAAGAUUCUAGACCGAUCUGCUCGCUUCGGGAUUUAAUCUUGAGAUUCAAGAAACCUGUAUUCUGAUGUCCGGUUUAACUUGACCAUGGUAGAAAUCUUUUUUUUUUUAAUUA